Molecule: messenger RNA, 1202 nt
Organism: Helianthus annuus (common sunflower)
Lineage: Eukaryota; Viridiplantae; Streptophyta; Magnoliopsida; Asterales; Asteraceae
Product: short-chain dehydrogenase TIC 32 B, chloroplastic
Exons: 8
Coding region: 83-1051 (322 amino acids)
Source: RefSeq, a predicted model, not a curated record
AUAUAUCUGCACAUUUCAGCUAGCCAUUCUCUCUCUCUCACACACACAUACAUAUACACAAAUAGAAGCUAAAAUCAUACAAAUGGGAAUAUUAUCGUUGAUAUCAGGAUGGCCCGGGCCUAGUGGAUUCGGAUCAGCCUCUACCGCUGAACAAGUUUCCGAAUCAAUUGAUGCUUCCGCUCUCACAGUUAUUAUCACAGGAGGAGCAAGUGGGAUCGGGUUAGAGACAACAAGAGUAUUAACAAUGAGGGGAGCUCAUGUGAUCAUAGCCGCAAGGAACACCAAGGCUGCAAAUGAAGCCAAACAAGCCAUCCUUAAAAACAAUGACAACGCCAAGAUUGAUGUUCUUGAGCUUGAUCUUUCAUCUCUCAACUCGGUUAACGCCUUUGUUCAUACCUUCAAAGCUCUUAAUCUUCCGCUCAACAUCUUGAUAAACAAUGCUGGUGUUAUGUUUUGCCCCUACCAACUGUCACAAGACGGGAUAGAAAUGCAGUUUGCGACCAAUCAUCUAGGUCACUUUCACUUGACAAACCUACUACUUGAUAAAAUGAAGGAAACAGCUGCAAGAACUGGAAUCGAGGGUAGAAUUGUAAAUUUAUCAUCUAUAGCUCAUCGCUACACUUAUGAACAAGGGAUCGUGUUCGAUAAAAUCAAUGAUAAAGAUAGCUAUUCUGAGAAAAAAGCAUACGGUCAGUCCAAGUUAGCCAACAUAUUGCACGCUAAUGAGCUCUCUCGACGCCUACAGGAAGAAGGGGUCAAUAUUACAGUAAACUCGGUACACCCCGGGUUAAUAAUGACCGAUCUCAUGAGACAUUCAUUCCUGCGUAUGAGAAUUUUUAAGCUGUUCACUUAUAUCUUCUGGAAAACCGUACCACAGGGUGCGGCAACGAGUUGCUAUGUAGCAUUGCACCCGGACCUAAAAGGGGUGAGCGGGAAAUACUUUCAGGACUGCAAUGAAUACACAGCAAGCAACUUUGCAACUCAUCGUGAAUUGGCGAAGAAGCUCUGGGACUACAGUCAAAACUUGGUCAACUCUCUUCAACACUCCUGAUGUUGUUUUCUCCUUCUGAUGCGGUCCGGUUUAUGUUUUAUUUCGAAUGUAUGAAGGGUUACUUAAUAUGUUUUUUUUUUUCUUUUGAAUCACACUAUAAUGCCACAUAUGUUAUAUCAAAUGUCUCAAAUCAAAGAGGACCAUUUCCAUU